AUGGACAAAAUCCCCGAAUCCAACGCCACCAAAGGCCAACCCGAAUCAACGACCAACAAACUCCUCGAGACAGGCGCCUCCCUAAUCCAAAACUUCGAACCCCCCAAACGUCUCUGCGCUCAUCUCAACGCCUUCCACGUCUACGCCUCCGACCCAACCCGGCACACCGAAUCCAACCACUACUGCGCGCACCUCAACGACGAAGUCCGCCAAUGCAUCCUCUACGACUCCCCGCACGCCAACGCCCGCCUCAUCGGAAUCGAAUACAUGAUCACGCCGCGGAUCUACGCGACCCUCGACCCCGAGGAACGCGCUCUCUGGCAUUCACACGUCUUCGAAGUCAAAUCCGGCAUGCUCAUCAUGCCGGCGCCCGCGGGCGUCCCGUACGCCGUGUGGGAGGCGGCGGAGAACAAGGAGAUGGAGCAGGUGGUGGAGUUGUAUGGGAAGGUGUAUCAGCUUUGGCAGGUGGAUCGUGGGGAUCAGGUGCCGUUGGGGAAGCCGGAGUUGAUGACGAGUUUUACGAAGAGGGAGCAGUUUGAUUUUGACGGGGUGGUGGGGGAGAGGGAUCGCAGGUUGGGGGUUGAGAGUGCGAGGAAGGCUGAGGUGAGGGAGUAUAUUCGGGAGCCGGAGGUGCAUCCUGAUGCUGAUGCGACGUGGAAGAAGGGGUAG
Molecule: messenger RNA, 669 nt
Organism: Zasmidium cellare ATCC 36951
Lineage: Eukaryota; Fungi; Ascomycota; Dothideomycetes; Mycosphaerellales; Mycosphaerellaceae
Exons: 2
Coding region: 1-669 (222 amino acids)
Source: RefSeq, a predicted model, not a curated record